AUGUCCGACGCUGCCAGAACUAUGGACGGCGUCUUUGCUGUCCACAAGCCCGCAGAUAUCACCUCCGCACAAGUCCUCCGUGACCUUCAGAGACAGUUCAACAGAUCCGAUUUCUUCAAACCGUGGCUAGCGGCCGAGCGCCAGAGAUUACAAGAAGAACCGUCUUGGAAAAACCGUCGCCGAGGAAAGAAGUCAAAAUGGAUAGAUGUCAAGCUUGGACAUGGUGGGACUCUAGAUCCAAUUGCGACAGGAGUCUUGAUAACGGCAGUUGGCAAAGGUACCAAGCAACUCAACAACUUCCUUGCAUGCACAAAAACAUACGAGGCUGUCGUUCUCUUUGGUGUAGCAACGGACAGCUAUGAUCGUGUCGGGAAAGUGGUUAGCAGAGCACCCUAUGAGCAUGUCACAAGAGAAAAAGUUGAAGAGGCAUUGAAGCAAUUCCGUGGCAAGAUUAUGCAAAGACCAUCUAUAUUCUCGGCAUUGAAGGUCAAUGGAAAGAAGCUAUAUGAAUAUGCGAGAGAAGGCAAGGAGCCACCUGCUGAAAUAUUAGAAAGACCUGUUGAGGUUUCAAACCUUGAAAUUGUGGAGUGGUAUGAUGGAGGCUCCCAUAAGUAUGUGUGGCCUACGGAAGAAGCCGAAGGGCCAGAGAAGGACAUUGCGAAGAAAAUGCUAGCAAAGGGUUCAACUCUGGAAACUGAGCCAGCCAGCAACUCUACGAAUGAUCCCGUCGCAAGUGAAACGUUAGACCAGAAAGAGGGGACGAGUCAAAAAAGGAAAACUCCUCCAUCAGAUACGGCAGGCAAUGAACCAAAAGAAGAUACAAGGGAAGGGGAAACAAGCCUUCCAGCGAAGAAGCAGAAACUGGACCCUGAAGGCCAAGGGGAGCAAGUUACCACUACCGAGGACAAAAAGUUACCACCUACAGCACCUGCAGCGGAGACAGAACCAUCACCAAAACCACCGGCAGUAAAAUUGACAAUGACCGUGUCUUCAGGGUUCUAUGUCCGAUCUCUGUCUCAUGAUUUAGGCCUUGCCGUUGGAAGCAAUGCUAUUAUGAGCGAGCUAGUCAGGACACGACAAGGGGACUUCGAACUAUCACCUGAUAAGACUCUCGAGUAUUCAGACAUGGAAGCCGGCGAGAGUGUCUGGGCACCCAAGCUCCAACGAUUCUUGGAUGAAUGGAAAAAUAAGGGUUCCGAGCAGGAGGUGCAGCCUGAAGAUAAGUCUGUUGCAACAGAUGAGAAGCAGGAAGCAGAAGAUUAA
This is a messenger RNA of Trichophyton benhamiae CBS 112371, 1263 nucleotides long. RefSeq lists its product as uncharacterized. NCBI's taxonomy places the organism in Eukaryota, Fungi, Ascomycota, Eurotiomycetes, Onygenales, Arthrodermataceae. Bases 1 to 1263 code for a protein of 420 amino acids. Gene Ontology annotation, cellular component: mitochondrion. Gene Ontology annotation, molecular function: pseudouridine synthase activity; RNA binding. The record is from RefSeq and is a predicted model, not a curated record. Gene Ontology annotation, biological process: mRNA pseudouridine synthesis; tRNA modification. The transcript has 2 exons.